This is a messenger RNA of Limanda limanda (common dab), 7252 nucleotides long. RefSeq names its product pleiomorphic adenoma gene-like 2 (gene plagl2). Gene Ontology annotation, biological process: regulation of transcription by RNA polymerase II. The transcript is spliced from 4 exons. The record is from RefSeq and is a predicted model, not a curated record. Gene Ontology annotation, cellular component: nucleus. Bases 337 to 2124 code for a protein of 595 amino acids. Gene Ontology annotation, molecular function: RNA polymerase II transcription regulatory region sequence-specific DNA binding; DNA-binding transcription factor activity, RNA polymerase II-specific. NCBI's taxonomy places the organism in Eukaryota, Metazoa, Chordata, Actinopteri, Pleuronectiformes, Pleuronectidae.
GGAAACUUUUAGGACAAUAAAGAUGCAGAGCUGUAUUUCCCACUCACCCCCAACCAUAGCUGUUGGGACUGGGUGAGGAGGAGAGAAGACAAGAGGAGAGAGAAGGAGAGGAGAGACUGACGCAUAGUGAGCGAAGGGAAGUGCAGAGACAAAAGAAAGACAAGUAGAAUUAUAAGAGAUUUUGGCUUACCUCCAUGUUACUGCUUGAUCUUCAGCCCUUCCUGUGAGCUGUCAGACGCCUUCUUUUCCCACAAACCCCCACAACUUCCCACGUUGAGCCCGUGAGGCAGGGGAGCCACAAGUGAGUUUUCAUGGCAGCGGCACUCUAGGGCUGCCAUGGCAGCUGCUGCCGCCGAUGCCUCACACCGUAUUACCGCACUGACGCUGGAGGAAGAGGGACGACGGACUGCCGUCAAACUGUUUGGGAGCGCCGCCCCGCUGCCACGGACAGAGAGAGAGCGAGAGAGGGGGAAAGAGAGAGAGAGGGAGAGGGGACGAGUGGGCGAAGAGAUAGGGAGAGCGAGCGAGAACGAGUGUUUGGUGUGCGGGGCUCUGCUGGCCUCAGAGGAGAAGCUGCGGGUCCACGCCCUGAGUCACACGGGAGAGAAACCCUUCCGCUGCUCGCAUCCACACUGUCCCAAGGCCUUCAGCUCCAAAUACAAACUCUUCAGGCAUAUGGCCACACACUCUCCACAGAAGACCCAUCAGUGCUCAUUCUGUGAGAAAAUGUUUCACCGCAAAGACCACCUGAAAAACCACCUGCAGACCCAUGACCCCAACAAGGAGGCCUUCAAGUGUGAGGAGUGUGGGAAGCACUACAACACCAAGUUGGGAUACAAGCGUCAUAUGGCCAUGCACUCUGCCACGGCAGGGGAUCUCACCUGCAAAGUGUGCAUGCAGAGCUACGAGAGUACUCCUGUUCUCCUGGAGCACCUGAAGAGCCACUCCGGGAAGUCGUCAGGUGGCACCAAGGAGAAAAAACACCCGUGUGACCACUGUGACCGUCGCUUCUACACAAGGAAGGAUGUGAGACGGCACAUGGUGGUCCACACAGGCCGCAAGGACUUCCUGUGCCAGUACUGUGCCCAGCGCUUUGGCAGGAAGGACCACCUGACACGCCAUGUGAAGAAGAGCCACUCGCAGGAGCUGCUGAAGAUCAAGACAGAGCCCCCGGACAUGUUAGGUCUUUUAGCUUCCGGAUCCCCGCCCUGCUCUGUGAAGGAGGAGCUCAGUCCAAUGAUGUGCGGCAUGGGUCCCAACAAAGAUCCAAUGAUGGGCAAACCUUUCCCCAGUGGGGCCCACUUUCCAAUGGGCAUGUACAACCCCCACCAUCUACCAGCAAUGUCUAAUCCGGGGGUGGGUCACCCACACCCGUCCCUAAUGCCCAGUUCCUUGUCUGCAACUAUGGGCAUGGGCUGCCACAUGGAAUCCCCUGGACCUCUUCACCCACUCUCCCAUCACCAUCACCAUCAUCACCACCAUCACCACCACCACCAUUCCCCUCCACUGCCUACCCACCACCAGUCUCCGGCUCCCCAGCAGCAGCACCAGCCCCAGCCAGCCCACAAAUACCAGCUGGGAUCUACCUCAUACCUGCUGGACAAGCCCUUGAAAGUGGAGAUGGAGAGCUUCCUCAUGGAUCUGCAGAGUGGCUUGCCAUGUUCGGUUUCCUCUGUAGAGCCCCACGCUGCUGCCUCGCCCCCCAAGGACGGACUGGAGCCCACCUCGGGCCUGACGGAUGAGCUUUGCGGGGAUCACCUCCUGUCCAAGAGUCCUGCGAUGAUCGCUGAGUCUCUAUGUGCUGCUAACAUGGACUUCUCCCAUCUGCUGGGGUUCCUGCCCCUCAACCUGCCCCCAUACAACGCCCCCAUGAACACGGGAGGGCUGGUAAUGGGCUACACCUCAUCUGCGACCUCCUCCUCUUCUUCCUGCUCCUCCUCCUCAUCUCUGCACGCUGCCGAGCCCCAUGCGGCAGCACCUCUUACCUCUUUGCAACCGCAACCUCAGGAGCAGCAGAGCUCCAGUGGGGGUCUGGGCCUCGGACCCAUGCACCCCCUCCCCCCAAUGUUCAGCUCCAGCCUUAGUACCACCACACUGCCUCGCUUCCACCAGGCUUUCCAGUGAGAGAGAGCCGGCCCUCGGCUGCGCAGCCAUGACGGCCUCCGUGCCUGCCUCAGCCCAGCUCAGCCCAGCUCAGCAUGGAUAUUUUGGGUGUGGCGCUUCACAAGGCCUGAUUGAAAAGUUGGAGAAUUUGAAUUAAUAAACAAACAAAUGAACACUUAGAAGCCUUAAAUGAAAGUGCACAGAAGCUUUUGAUUGAGCCUUAAAAGGAAGUGAAACCCCUUUGAGCAAAAAAUGAAAAGGUGAGAAAAGAAGACGAAGCAGCUUUUAUUUGGGCUUUUCCCCCCCCUUAUCCUAUAGUUAUAACGACGUAUUAACCCUUCUUUUUUAAUUCCCAUUUACCUCAACUUUUAUCCCCCUUCCAUCCCCUAUUUAGUAGUAUAGAGGGCAGGAUCAGUAGGCCAAAAGGCAUGGUACUGCAUACUUUAUCAUGUAUAAUUAAAAAAAGUCAAAGAUAUUUUUUAGUGAAGAUUGUCUGUCUUGUUGUGACCCAGAAAAAAUAUAGUUUGAAGUGGAUAUUUAGUUUUACUUUAUUUUUCUUUUCCAAAUGUAAGAACAUUGUAGAAUGUGUCUCCUCUUGACUUUUGAACCACCCGCUGUCAUGAUGAGUACAGAUAGGAAGAGAUCAGUGAAGGAAUGAAGUGAGAUAGAAAUCAAGCCAACGAUUGAACCUUUGCUCUAAAAUCCUCCUCUUAAACACAAAAGUGCCAAUUUGAUAGAAGACCUAAUUAUUCUCUUAAACAACUGAUGUGCUCCUAGAGUCAGGUCAGGUUCAAUGGGAAUAGUUCACUAAAUGAAAAAAACCGAGGAACUGCCUCCUCUGGUUGCUGCCAAACACAGAGACCCACACACACUUUGAAAAAAAACAGGAAGAAAUGUGAAAGUGUGUGAGAUGGUUGACAUGGUUGUAUCAUCAUGCUGGCUUUGUUGUUUUUUUUUUUUUUACUUUUCCUCAAGAGAAGCACUUUUUUCUAGCAGACGGCACUUCACCUUUAGGAAUCUCCCCAGGAAACCUUUAGUCUCCUCACUUGUGACUUCCAGAGGUUUUCCCUGCCUGAGACUCGUGGUUCCUUCAAAGACCCAGAAUCCACCUGGUUUCUUUUGUGAGGACUCUUCUUCCUUCACCCGUCUUCCCUCUAACAGUUAUCUUUUUAAUUUUAAACUUCCCUCGAUAACGACAUACUGCAGCCCUCGGCUGCCUGACAUAUCUAAAACAUAGGCUAUAUUUUUGGAAUAUAACACAGACACAUCUUUACGCAGUCUUUUAAAAAGAUGCAUCAUCAUCAUCAUAUUAAUGGUGAACCCUGACAUAUGUGAAUGGCAAAGAACAAGAAUAACAGUGACAGAUGAGGAAAAAUGUGGUAAAGAAUGUUAUUGCAGUGUACGAAAUAUCUCAAAAAUGAAUAUUAUAAUUGCUUUUAUCUCAGUAAGGUGAAUUUUAGGUAGAUGUAUUAAAACUAAGUGAUGAUGUUUAUGAUGUCUGGCAGGUUUACAUUUGUGUAUAUCUUGCAUUUUUUUUUGAUCAAACAAAUGGAUGAAGUAUUAGCUUUUUCCCUUAUGCUUUCUCUGUCAUAUCAAGUCUUUACCUUUACAUGUACUUGAGAUAGGAUAGUGGAUCAGAACUGUGGAUGGGAAAUAUCUAUAGACGGCUGUUAGUGGCUUAAUAAUCAACUAGGAUUUGAACUAGAUUGUGUUGUAGGGAUGCUGACGUGGAUGGCCUAUGGAUUUAUGACUGUAGGUUGUUAUCUGGUGGAAUAUGUAAAUCCCAGAGCAGGUUUCACUCCGAGCUCAGUGGUUUUGGAUAUCUCGGAGUUUAGAGCCUUUUUAACCAUUCACCACCAGCCUUUAAAAACCUGAGCCCAAAGUUAACCCUAAACCUCAAAGUGAAACAGGUGCUCCUUUAGCUACUGUUCUGUCCGUGGCAUGACAAACACAAGUGACAUAUCCACAAGUUCACACAGGGCGGAGCUCCUGCAUCAUCUGUGACAUCAUCUGUCACAGGAGGAGCCCCGCUCACUCCGCCUUUAGCAGACAUUAAAUGUUGACUGAAAAAGAACGAAGAGAAAAAAAAAGAUAGCACAUGAACAAGGACAAAUAAAAUACAUAUUGCUGCUUUUAGCCACGGUUGCUGAUGGACGACAACUGUAGACCACUAGAUAAUUUCAAUCUUUUGCAAGAUUAACAGCAAGCUGAAAACAUGCACAAACAAACCCGAUGAAGUGUUCAUCGGUCACCCCCAUACUCCUCCUCCUCCUCCUCUUCUCUCAGCUGCUUUGUAGAGUCAAAGGAAAAGGGUCUGAAAAUACAGCGAUAUCUGGAAGAAUGCAGUCACUGAAAUUCCUGAGGCUUUGACAUUCAAAGCACAGGGGGAAACGCGACUGACUGCGAGACUUGCAGUAUCGCUCAUAGUCAUAUAUUUGUUUUGUUUGUUGUCAUAUGAUAUAUUAUUUUCUGUUUGUAUAAAACAGGACCUCGAAAAACAACACAACACAUCACCUCAUUUUUCUUUGUUUUAUUUUUUUUUUCUUACCAAAACCUCGGGAGAAGAAACUCACACUUUUGCGCAAUUGCUUGUAAUCCGAUUUGUAUACUGUAGGAUAUAAAAAGCCCAACUAUGAGCAGCUGACGGCCCCUGCGUGGUAGACAGGUGAAUAUUCCCCUCGGAGCAACUGAAAAUUCAGAAUCAGCAAGCAAUGAUGUUCCUAACAGUCUGACUGUUUAACCACAUAUUCAUCGCUGAAAUCGUAGAUUUUAUAUUCAGAGUUCUGAACUAAUUUGAACCUUAUUUUACACGUAUUAGUCUCCCCCCUGGAAGGUCAUUAUUUUAAUGAUGAUUCUUGUAAAAACGAUCAAACUUGUCAUUGAUCCUAAAUAAAUUUGCUGUCGGCACCUUUCUGAUAAAUUUACCUGAUAUAUAUUAAAAAAAAGAGCCAAGAUUCAAAUUUGAUCUUUACUAUGAGUUUAAAAUGUAUAAAAUCCUCCUGGCUUAAGCCAGAUUUGUAGCAAUCAAAUUGAGCAUUUAUAUUUUUGUAACAAAGACUCAUUUAAUGCUUAAAAAAAGGGUUACGGAAAAGUUUUGGGCAUGUAUUAAGUUUGUCCUCCCUGGGUUUCUGUGAGCUAAUCUGAAUUCUAGCACUUUCAACCUUUAAAAAAAAAAGAGUAUUUUUUUUUUCAUUUAAAAUUUCAGCUUAUAUGUUCAUAUGUUUUUUAAUUUUGUAUUGAUCCUGUACAUGUAUGUGCCAUUAGUUUGAUGUGUAGACUUUAUCAACCUUUGUGUAUUUCUCUUCUCCAAAAGAAUAACAGUAUUUUUGAUAGACUUCUCACUAAUAUCCUUCUUCAUACGAGCCCCCUGCCCCUUCUCCUCUGAAGCUUUCAAUUUGAGAAACCAGCUUUGCCUUCUUUCUCAUAAAUUUAUAGAAUCAAACUCUGCAGCCAAGUUCUUGAAGAGAGCAGCAGCGACGUGUCUGUUAUUCUGAGGCGAUGACAAACGAUGGUUGUCAGGGGGCGUCGAAGCCACAACCUGACCACAAGCUUCCACUGAGACCGUUGCAACCGAGGCACACCUGCAGGCCAUUUAUAUACAAUGUAACUGAACAAACAUCGUGUCAGGAGUGACCCCAAAAUAUAAGCACUUAAAGCAGAUCGCUCCGGUCCCUGCUAACAGGAGCAACUUCCUGCUUUAAUGACUCGAUUGUGUGACUGAGGCCACCAUGUUGCAGAGGAGAACACUUCCAGUUUCUCAUUGUGAAGUGGAUCGACUUAGCAAAUAGGCGAAAAAUAAACAAAUAUAAUUUUAUAUUUUUCAAGACGGAAGUGAAAGUGUGUGGUCAGGCUGUGCUCGUAGCUGGAAACACCGACACCAUCAGAACUCACAGCUAUUGUCUUUAUUUUAUUUUCAGAUUGACCCAGGACUGGGUCAGUCAUUAAUCAAUCACAUCCCGAUGUGUAUGGAAACCAAUUACUGAAAGAAAAAAAACUAAUUAAACUCAUAUUAAUAAAAUACAGUAUUAAGUUAAUACUAUUGACUGUUUUCAAAUAAUCUGCUUCAAAUUCGCUUUGAAAUUAAAAAAUAUUAAAUUUAGAUUUGGUUUAUAAAAACGUAUGUAAUGACGAUAAACAUUUGACGUAGCUUUUCGAAAUUUUGCAAACACACAUUUGUAUUUAGUGAGUCAAAUUUCUGUUUUCUUUUACUAGGCACAAAGACAUCAUUAGCAAAUUCAGUGAGUGGAAAUUAAAGUUAUUUGCUUUAACUUCUCAUCUGCUACUUUAUCAUUUUAAAUGUAUGACAUCAAAAUUGAGAGUUAAGUUAAGCUUUUCAUUCAGUUUAGAAGAAGUUGAUUUUUUUGCAGAAAUAAGCUUCCAUACACAAGCUAACAGAAAAAAAGCUCACACCAAACCAGUGCGCGUCAGAAACACUUGAUAUGAGAUGGAUGCUCAUGUUGCUCUGUUCUGUGGCUCGGCUGUAGAUCCAUUACCUCGACCUGCACCUACUAGGGAUGCACUUAUCCUCAACUUUUCCUCUUUACUAGUAGGUGCAGAGCAUAAAAAAAGUUAAGGGAAUUUUUUCAUCAGUUAAAGCCUGAAAAACUGAUUAGAUUUUUAAUACUGCUCUCUCUCGCUCUCUCCCUCUCUUUUUUGCUUUUAGUAAGAAACUGGGUACUGUCUGAUGCAGACAACAUCCAUGUGUAGUUUUAUAUAUUUCUAGCUCAAUGUAAGUCUUGCAUUCCAACCUCUUUGUGUAUCUCGUUUAGUGACAUAGCCCUUUAUUUUUUAUCACUUGCUAUAACAGCCACGUCUGGAAUAAAAAAAAGGUGAAAUAAGGUGAACGAAAAUAGAAUAUUUUGCAUUCACUGACACUAUUUUAUAUAGCAUGGAGUUUAUCAACUACAGGGAGAAUUAUAUAAAUAAUGUGCUUCAGAGAAAGGAAGAAAACAAGAAGAAGUCUCGCUUUUUUGUUACAUAUCUCACAUGCAAUCAGUUGCUGCAAUGUAAAAGUGACAGAUUUGUAUAUUGGUUGAUCCAAAGAGAUGAACACAACAACAGAACUAUUGACUUAUUGUACAGUACAGUGUAUCUUUGAGUUGUCAUGUGUUAUGUUGAAAUGAUUAAAAGACAAACCAGCAGUUUCGUA